AUGCCUAGGCUCAAUCCGAGUAUUGCUCUACACCAUUUGGCAGUAAAGAAGGGCGUGUGCCCAGUCAAACAAGCUCAAAGACGCUUUCGGCCAGAGCUUAUCCCUCAAAUAGAAACCGAGGUCAAUAAGCUCAUUGAAGCAGGCUUCAUUCGUGAAGUACAAUACCCGGAAUGGAUCGCUAACAUAGUCCCUGUCAAAAAGAAGAAUGGACAAAUCCGAGUGUGCGUUGACUUCCGUGAUUUGAACAAUGCAUGUCCCAAGGAUGAUUUUCCAUUACCCAUCACUGAGGUCAUGGUUGAUGCCACUACCGGUCAUGAAGCUUUAUCUUUCAUGGAUGGAUCUUCGGGUUACAACCAAAUUCAAAUGAAUCCUAAGGAUGAGCAGCUUACAGCUUUCCGUACCCCUAAGGGAAUUUACUGUUACAAAGUGAUGCCUUUUGGACUAAAGAAUGCUGAUGCUACUUAUCAACGGGCCAUGCAGAAGAUCUUUAAUAAUGUACUUCAUAAAUACGUGGAGUGUUAUGUCGAUGAUUUGGUGGUUAAAACAAAAAGGAGGGAAGACCAUCUGGUAGAUCUACGAUCCGUGUUCACCCGCUUGAGAAAGUAUCAGCUUAAGAUGAACCCCCGCAAAUGCGCUUUUGGCGUAACAUCUGGAAAAUUUCUUGGUUUCAUUGUGAGGCACCGCGGUAUUGAAAUUGACCAGUCCAAAAUUGAAGCUAUCCAGAAAAUGCCAGAGCCCAAGAAUCUAUUGAUGAAAAAGGAUGUGCACUUUGAAUGGGAUGAGGCUUGCAGCAAUGCUUUUGCACGCAUUAAAAGAUACUUACUUAAUCCUCCAGUUUUAGGUGCUCCUAUCCCAGGAAAGCCUUUGGUGCUAUAUAUUGCGGCCCAAGAAAGACAAACUGGAGCACUACAUGCAAGCAUAUAUGGUCCGUUUGAUAGCAAAGGCAGACCCAAUCAAAUAUGUCCUCUCCAGGCCAGUGAUUUCGGGUCGAAUAGCUCGAUGGGCAGUCUUGCUUCAACAUAUGACCUUGCAUACGUUCCACAAAAAGCUGUUAAAGGACAAGUAUUGGCAGAUUUCUUAGCUGAUCACCCAGUUCCGUCUGAUUGGGAGUUCUCUGAUGAUUUCCCAGAUGAAGAUGUGUUUUACAUUGAAGUAAUGCCACCAUGGGUGAUGUUUUUCGAUGGGGCUGCACGUCAAGAAGGAGCGGGGGCAGGUGUAGUGUUUGUUUCUCCACAACGGCAUAUACUUCUUUACUCGUUCUCAUUAAGUGAACUCUGCUCUAACAACGUGGCCGAAUAUCAAGCAUUGAUCAUUGGUCUACAGAUGGCUAUUGAGAUGGGCAUAUCGCAACUUGAGAUCUUGGGAGACUCCAAAUUAGUUAUCAACCAAAUCUUGGAGCAAUAUGACGUCAAGAAAGAAGACCUCAUCCCCUAUUGCAAAUAUGCGAAGAAGUUGCUAGCAAAUUUUGAAGCCAUCACAUUGGAGCAUAUACCAAGGAAGGAGAAUAGACAGGCCGAUGCUUUAGCUAAUUUGGCUACUGCCUUAGCAUUAUCCCAACAAGAAACAACCAAAGUCGCUAUUUCCCAAAGGUGGGUGGUACCUCUUGUGGUUGAAGAAGAAGAGGAAGAGCAAGCCAACAUCAUUUCUGUAUGCCUUGUCGAAAAAGAAGAUUGGCGACAAGUGAUCAUUGAAUAUCUUCAACAUGGAAGACUCCCGGAUGAUAAACGCCAUAAGACUGAAAUUCGGCGGAGGGCUGCUCGAUUCAUUUACUAUAAAGACACUCUCUUCCGCCGUUCAUUUGAUGGAUUGUUUCUCCGUUGCUUAGGAGAGGAGGAGGCUAAACAAGCCUUAGAGGAGGCUCAUUCUGGAAUAUGCGGCGCACAUCAGUCAGGUCCUAAGUUACAUUAUAGGAUCAAACGAAUGGGUUACUAUUGGCCUACAAUGGUGCAAGAUUCUAUGGAAUGCGCUAAGAAGUGCGAAGCUUGUCAGUAUCACGCAAACUUCAUCCAUCAACCGCCAGAACCUCUACACCCAACUGUAGCUUCUUGGCCUUUUGAUGCAUGGGGGCUUGAUGCAAUAGGGCCAUUACCAAAGUCAUCCGGUGGCCACUUGUACAUCUUGGCCGCAACUGACUACUUCUCAAAAUGGGCGGAAGCUGUACCCCUUAGGGAAGUGAAGAAAGAAACGGUGGUCAAUUUCAUUCGAACUCACUUGAUCUAUCGGUAUGGUGUCCCUCGGUAUAUCAUAACUGAUAAUGGCAAACCAUUCUACAAUAGGCUGAUGACAGAGCUAUGCGAGAAGUUUGAAUUUAAACAAUACAACUCCUCCAUGUACAAUGCCCCGGCAAAUGGACUAGCUGAAGCGUUUAACAAAACACUUGGCAGUUUGUUAAAAAAAGUGGUAUCCAAGACAAAGCGAGACUGGCAUGAAAGAAUCGGAGAAGCAUUAUGGGCAUAUCGAACAACAUUUCGAACGCCCACUCAAGCAACACCAUAUUCUCUUGUCUACGGAGUUGAAGCCGUCCUUCCUUUAGAACGCCAAAUCCCAUCAUUACGGAUUGCCAUUCAAGAAGGAUUGACUGGAGAAGAAAAUGCCAAGCUCAGGUUGCAAGAAUUAGAGGCACUUGAUGAAAAAAGGCUCGAGGCCCAACAACGCCUUGAAUGCUAUCAAGCUCGUCUUUCAAGCGCAUUCAAUAAAAGAGUCAAACCACGAUCAUUCCAAGUUGGUGACUUAGUCCUCGCCGUUCGAAGACCUAUCAUCACAACUCAUCGUACAGGCAAUAAGUUCACUUCAAAAUGGGAUGGACCUUAUGUUGUGCAAGAAGUCUACACCAAUGGAGCUUAUAAGUUGAUUGACAAUGAUGGUGGGGCAAACACUAACCAAGCUCACAAGUUGAUCAACAAUGACAAUGCAAGGAUCGGCCCCAUCAAUGGGAAGUUCCUCAAACGCUUCUAG
Molecule: messenger RNA, 2955 nt
Organism: Quercus lobata
Lineage: Eukaryota; Viridiplantae; Streptophyta; Magnoliopsida; Fagales; Fagaceae
Exons: 4
Coding region: 1-2955 (984 amino acids)
Biological process (GO): DNA integration
Molecular function (GO): nucleic acid binding; RNA-DNA hybrid ribonuclease activity
Source: RefSeq, a predicted model, not a curated record